Monodelphis domestica (gray short-tailed opossum) is the source of this 8393-nucleotide messenger RNA. RefSeq names its product polypeptide N-acetylgalactosaminyltransferase 4 (gene GALNT4). Lineage: Eukaryota; Metazoa; Chordata; Mammalia; Didelphimorphia; Didelphidae. Gene Ontology annotation, molecular function: polypeptide N-acetylgalactosaminyltransferase activity. Gene Ontology annotation, cellular component: Golgi apparatus. The record is from RefSeq and is a predicted model, not a curated record. Gene Ontology annotation, biological process: protein O-linked glycosylation.
CCCCCUUUUGUUUUCUUCUUAACCCUCAGUCACAGGAGGGAUGACGGACCGUGUUAAGGACUGAGACAGGACACAGGGGUUAGGGUCUGGAUCCUCACCCGCUCUCUGCCUCAGUUUCCUCAUCAGCUCCAAAUUUGGCUUUGGGGCCCACGUACUCCGACCUUGCUUAUGCAGACACUUUCCCCGUGCCUCUGUUUCCUUACCUCCAAAGUGAGGGGUUUGUAUUUGCUCCCAAAAAGCAGUGAGCCUUUAAGGGCAGCCCGUUUGUGACAGGAACUUGGGCUUGACUCAGCCCAGAGAUUUCCAGCGAGGGUGGGAUGGACCGUGGGAGUUGGGGUGGAGGUAGGGAGGGCUGGUCCCUCCGGGUCCAGUUCCGAAAAGCUCCUCCCCAGUCCUGUGCUGGCUCGGUGGCGGGGCCCAAGUGGGGAAGAGGGGGCGCCCGCCCCCUGCCCAGCUGGAGGCGCGGCUUAGGGAGGGGUCAGGCCCGGAGGAAGGCGGGUUUCUGGGGCCCGGCUGCGCCUGCGUGGGCGUGAGAGUGCCCUGGGAGGGAGCUUGUGCCCUGAAGUUCCCUGGGCGCUCUGGAGGAAGUAGUGAGCCCGGGAGUUUAGGCUUCAGCGUGCUGUGCUGCGCCGCGCCUGGGGUGGCCCCGGCCCCGCCCAGCGGCUGCACAAACUUUUCCGCUGGGCUGGGCCGGGAACAGAGGCGGGAGGCGGCUGCUGCUGCAGCAGCAGCAGGGCAGCACCGGCUCCAGCGCGGGCACCAGCCAUGAAGGUGCGUGUCCAGGCCAGGUGGGUUUGGCUCAGCAAGGGUUGCGUGCUGCUGGGCGCCCUCACGGUGGCCUACGUGGUGCUGGAGCUGAGCGUGGCAUCGCUCCGGGGUGCCCCUUCUGGGCACAGCCUCACCCCCGGCAGGUGGGACAGCCCGCCGGAAGACCUUGCGCAGCCCCUGUACAAGAAGCCCCCGCCCGACCCCGGCGCCCUGGGCGAGUGGGGAGAGGCCAGCCACCUCCAGCUUCAGGGGGAUGCGGAGAAGCAGCAGGCGGAGGAGCUCACCGAGAAGUAUGCUAUCAACAUCUACCUGAGCGACAGAAUCUCCCUGCACCGCCACAUCCGGGACGACCGCAUGUACGAGUGCAGGCUCAAGAGCUUCGACUACCGCAGGCUGCCCACCACCUCGGUCAUCAUCGCCUUCUACAACGAAGCCUGGUCCACGCUCCUGCGCACAGUCCACAGCGUCCUGGAGACGGCCCCCGCGGUUCUGCUCAAGGAGAUCAUCCUGGUGGACGACCUGAGCGAUAAAGUGUAUCUGAAGGCGCAGCUGGAGACCUACAUCAGCAGCCUGCAGCGAGUGCGCCUUAUCAGGACCAAGAAGCGCGAGGGGCUGGUUCGUGCCCGCCUCAUCGGAGCCACCUUUGCCACUGGGGAGGUCCUCACCUUCCUGGACUGCCACUGCGAGUGCAACCAGGGCUGGCUGGAGCCGCUGCUGGAGAGGAUCGGCCAAGACGAGUCCGUGAUCAUUUGCCCUGUCAUAGACACCAUCGACUGGAACACCUUCGACUUCUACAUGCAGGAGGGGGAGCCUGUGAUCGGCGGCUUCGACUGGCACCUGACCUUCCAGUGGCAGCCCGUCCCGGAGCACGAGAGGAGGCGAUGGCAAUCCCGGACGGACCCCAUCAAGUCCCCCGUCAUGGCCGGAGGGCUGUUUGCAGUCAGUAAAAAAUAUUUCGAGUACCUGGGCACUUACGAUACUGGCAUGGAAGUGUGGGGUGGGGAGAACCUGGAGUUGUCGUUCAGGGUCUGGCAGUGCGGAGGGGCGCUGGAGAUUCACCCGUGCUCCCACGUGGGCCACGUCUUCCCCAAGCGAGCCCCCUACGCCAGGCCCAACUUCCGGCAGAACACGGUGCGAGCCGCGGAGGUGUGGAUGGAUGACUACAAAGAGCACUUCUACAAUCGCAACCCCUUAGCGAGGAAGGAAAGUUACGGGGAUGUGUCCGAGAGAAAACUCCUAAGAAAACGGUUGAAUUGCAAGAGUUUUGACUGGUAUUUGAAAACUGUGUUUCCUGCCUUGCGGGUGCCGGAGGAUCGGCCUGGCUGGCACGGGGCUAUUCGCAGUGUGGGCAUCUCCUCCGAAUGUCUCGACUACAAAACUCCGGAGCGGGACCCCACAGAAGCGCACCUCUCCCUCUUUGGCUGCCACGGACAAGGAGGCAACCAGUUCUUCGAGUACACCCUAAAGAAAGAGUUGCGGUUUAGUGUCCAGACGGAAUUGUGCCUCGUAGCCCCGAAGCAAAAAGAUGCCGUUGGAAUGCAAUACUGCCCCAAGGAGGGGGCCCCUAUUCCCGAAGAGAUGAUUUGGCAUUUUAAAGAAGAUGGAGCCAUCUAUCAUCCCCAGUCUGGCCUGUGUCUCAGUGCCCACCGGACAGCGGAGGGGCGGCCUGAUGUGCACAUGAGAACUUGUAUCAGUGGAGAGAAGAAUCAGAUCUGGAGGUUUGAGAAAUAGAGUGGACUGGGCGGGAGCAGCCUCACUGGAGACUGGAUUUGGUUAAAAAGUCAUUUGAGUGCUGAUCUUGAUCAGAGAUCAUUCCAGGAAAGCCGUUUCCUAUCUAAUACAAGAAACUGGUGGUGGGCCCAGGACCACUUUUCCUGUUACUAGGUGCCUUAUGAACCGAAUUCAUUUACUAAGCCCAACCCUUUUACCGGGAGAGCCCCAAAGGCUUUAAAUUCCUAAACUACAAUUCAAGAAAUCAAAUAUCAGCUGUGUGAGAUACUGCUUAGAAUAAUGCAUAAAUUACUGGCAUUUGAAGAACUUUGCAGUGUGAUUACACUAAAACUGGCCUGGUAAAUAUAAGAUUUUUAUUUCAAGCAUCAAUUUGAACUUUAAAGUUAUUUUGUUGUUGUAGAGGUGGAAGAGUGCAUUAUUAACCUUUGGUUUUUGUUUUUUAAACUCUUAUCACCUUAGAAUCUAUACUAAGUAUGGGUUCCAAGACAGAAAAGUGAUAAGGACUGGGCAGUGGGGGUUAAGUGACUUGCCCAGGAUCACCCACCUAGCAUCAUUAGCCUUUGUUGGCAUAGGAAACCACAGUUCUAGAGCAGAAUUAGGUUAUUAAAUGAUGCAAUUUAAUGCUCAGACAUCUCAAGAAAUCUAUAGGGGGAAAUGGAGAAGUGUCUGAAAUUUUUCUGGAGUCAGUGCAUUUACCUGGUGCCUGUUGGAGCCACUCACUGUGACUUGAUUAAGAAAUCCCAGUGAAUACUCUUACACACAUAUAUACAAGCUUAUUCUCUUGAUGCAGUUUUUUUUUUCAUUUCAUAAAUAGAAGAGAAUCAAAGCAGUUAUUCCUCUUCCUCUUUUUGGUUAAUGUUUAAUCAUUUAAAGUAAACACAGAGGAGAUGGCCCAGAACCCAAGACCAACAAUAUUUACAUGAUGUGAAAGAAAAUACAGUUUGACUAAAAUAUCUAUCUGUAGCACUCUCUUCUCCUUAUGGUUGCCAGUUAGGAAAAUACAUUACUUCUUAGCAAUGCAAUCUUCAAAUCCACUUUCCAUCUUUUCCUAGUUCAACUGCAAAUGUUGAGCCACAUACCUCUCAACUAUGAAGCUUGAAAAGGUUUUGUUUUUUUCUUUUUCUUUUUUUUUAAAUGAGCUGAGCUCAAUUAAGUUUCUAUGUUUUGGUUGGGGAAUGAAUGCUAGCUGUAGUUAGCUGGUCACUGUGUUUAUGUGAUUUUGAUAACUGUUGAAUAAACUUUUUUUUAAUGGAUGAGGAAUGAGAAAUGUUUCCCAAACUCCAUUAUUUGAGAAGCAAUGCAAGCUUUGAAAGUGAGAUUUUGGUUAUUGGUCUUUUAAUUUGUCUUUUUUUCUGUGAGACUCUAACCAACAUGACAGUAAAAGUUCUUUGUUUAUAAAGAACCGAUAUAGACAUCAUUUUCAAACAAGACUCAUACCUCAUUUUUAUUUUUUUUAAGUAGUUUAUCAACUCACUUGGGGGAUACCACUGUUCAACCUUCACUAUCCAGGCUGCCUACAGGACAUCGGUUUGCUUGCAACACUUCCAGCUCAGGUGUACAAUGACACCUGAGGGAAAUUGAUCUCUUCACCUUCUAAAUUGCUAUGCCAUUUUACAGGAAAAUUUCUGGUAACUAGCUGUUCUAGCCAAGGGAAGCUCUGGAGGAAGUCAGACUUCUCUAGGUAUGAAGAGGGAGUAACUUUAUGGAAAGAAACUUGAGGUCUGUGAUGGAAGCUGAGAAGGAGUGCUUGCCUCUCUGAUGGUGGGCCAUUAAUGGAGAACCCUGAGCGGGGUAGCUAGGACCAAUUUAUUAAAUGCCCAUUAAUGUGCCAGCACCAAUGUGCUGAGCUUUGGGGGUUCAAGAGCAAAAGUGAAACAAACUGGAGGGGCUGAACAGCCUUCUUAUCCUUGAUUAACCUUAGCAGAGUGCAGCUCUGUUGUUGUGUGUGACAUGCUGUAAAUUUCAUGUGCCCAGGCACUGGCUAAAGUCAAAUGUAAAUUAUUAUUAUUGUUGUUGACUACCUGAAGUUUGGGUUUCUCUGCACCAUCUGUCUCCUGUGUAUGGACAGCUCAAGUCAUCUCGUGACUGUUUCUAAGUCAGGCUUUCUGCUUAAUAGUUGCUCUGGUGAAGUUUUUGAUGAGAUAGGAAUUUGAAACUGGGUCAGAUUGAGUGUGUGAACUGUGAAUUAACAUCGUGGGCUUCAGAUUUCUACACUAACCUUCAUUAAAAUGGAGAAACUCAAUGUCGGUAUUUUUAAUGAUGAGGACGUGAAUCUCAAGACAUAUUUUCUUGCAGCUGAAUUUAGUUUACUCAGAAGGAUCCAAUCCACUUUAUGUUGGCAAAGAAAACUUUCCUUGGCUGAAGACAAGAGGAAAUUAAAUGGCCUAUAUGUUUGUUUUGUUUGGUUGUCAAUGAAAACUUGUCCUCUGGCCUUUCUUUGAGUUGCUAUUUUGAAUACUUAUGAAAGAAUGUUGAGAUGUUUUAAUAUGUUAUAAAAGGUGAACAAAUGGCUCUCUGUGAUCAGUUAGAAUGUGGACCCAUCUUUUUUUUCCUCUAAUGGUUUUUUUUUUCCCUCUAAUGGUUUUUAAAGUGAUAUUGGAGGGGACAGCUGGGAGUCUCAGGGGAUUGAGAGCCAGGCCCAGAGAUGGGAGGUUCUGGGUUCAAAUCUAGCCUUAGACACUUCCUAGCCAUGUGACCUCUGGCAAAUCAUUUAAUCCCCAUUGCCUAGCCAUUGCUGCUCUUCUGCCUUGGAACCAAUACACAGUAUUUAUUCUAAUAUGGAAAGUAAGGGUUUAAAAAAAAAAGUAAUAUUGGAGGAACAUCAAAUAAACUGUGACCUGGGGAGGGAGGAAUAGAAGCAGGUGUUCUGAUUUAUUCUCAUAGGUUCAGCUGUCACUGAGAGACAUCAAUGAUAGGGUAAUUUUGGCUUCUAAUUCUCUUAUUCAUUCAUUCAGUAUAAAUAUUUAUUAUAUACCUGUCAUGACCCAGGCCCUGUGCUAAACACUGAGGAAAUAGAAAGAGCCAAAAGAUAGUCCCUGCCCUCAAGGAGCAUGUAAUCUGUUGGGGAAGACAACACACAAACAAAUCUAUAUGAAGCAAGCUAGACACAGGAUAAAUGUGAAACCAUGAAGAGGAGGGGGGGCUUCCAGUUGACAGAGUUUGAGUUGAGACUUUAGGGAGCCAAGGCAGUUAGUAGCCAGAUUAGGGAAGGGAGAGCAUUUCAGGCAUGGGGACAGCCUGAGGGAAUUGCCUGGAACCAAGAGAUGCCGUGUCUUGUUUGGUGUCACAGGAUCAAGGAGUAUGUGUCACAGUAUAAGGUGUAGGAAGCCUGGAAAGGUCGGAGAGGGCUCGGUUCUGUAUUUUGAAGGCCAAAUAGAGAAUUUUGUACUUUAUCCUGUAGGGAGCCAUAGGAGUUUGCCAUGUGAGGAGGUGACAGGAUCAGACCUGCACUUUGGUGGCCAAAUAGAGGAUGGAUCGGAGCAGGGAGAGACUUGAGGCAAGCAAUCCCACCAUUCAGCUGUUUAUUGCAAUAACCCAGGCAUGGAGUGAUGAGGACCUGCAUUAGAGUGAUGGCAGUGUCAGGACAGAAGGGAAUGUAUAUAUGUAUGAGGGAUAUUGCAGAGGGGAAAUCCACAGGCCUUGGCAACAGAUUGGAUAGGAGGGUGGAGGGAGUGGGAAAUAGUGAGAAGGCCAAGAUGACUUUUAGGUUGUGAGCAUGAGAGACUGGAAGGAUGGUGUUGCUCACUACGGUAAUAAGGAAGGUGGAGGAAAAAGAUAAUGCAUUCUGUGUGGGACACAUUGAGUUUAAGAUGUCUACUGGACAUCCAGUUCUAGUUAUCUGAAAGGCUGUUGGAGAGGCGAAAUUGGAGAUCAAGAGAGAUACUGGGGCAGGAAAGAUAGAUUUGAGAAUCAUCAGCAUAAAGAGAGUCAUUAAAUCCUUGGGAGCUGAUGAGAUCACCAAAUAAAGUAGUAGGGAGGGAAAAACAAAGAGGACCCUCAGGGACACCUAUAAUGACAGGGGGCUGAUCUGGAGGAAGCUCUAGCAAAGGAAGGACAGAGAAGCAGUGGUCAGAUAAGUAGGAGGAAAACCAGGAGAGUGGUAUCCCCAGAAAAGCAAGGAGGAGAGAGCAAUCAGCAGUGUCUAAGGCUGCAGAGGGGCAAAGAAGAGAGGAUUGAGAAAAGACCAUUAGAUUUGGCAGCCAGGAGAUCAUUAGUAACUUUAUAGAGAGCAAUUUUGGUAGAAUGACAAGUCAGUUUUUAAGAAUGAGAGGAGAGAGUAAGAGAAGCCUCUUCAAGGAGUUUGUCUGCAAAAGGUAGCAGAGAAAUGAAGAUAGUUAUUGGGUACUGAAGGAUCUAGUGAGAGCUUUUUCAAGCGAGGAGAGAUGUGGGCUUGAUUGUAGGCAAUAGGAGAAGAGCCAGGAGAGAGGGAAAGAUUGAAAAUAAGUGAAAGAGUAAGGAUAGCAGAAGGGGGGACAAUCUAUUGGAGGGGCCAAGAUGAAAUGGGAUCUGGAAGAUAUAGGGUAGUUAGGUUUUGUGAUUUUCUAAAACAUUAUUAAUCACUGAUUAAUUAUUGAGCUCCUGCUGUAUAGCCUCCAUGGUAUACUGAGUGAUGCUCAGUAUUUACAGGGUGGGAUCUUGCCUUAUUUGCAUUUGUAUCUCCAUCCUGUCACUGUCCCUUGCACACAGUAGGCAUUCAGCAAAUGUCAAAAUGAAUGAUUGACAUUUACCACUCCACCUUUUUGAUAAAUGACCCUCCAGGAGCACAGUACCCUUGUUAUGCUUAUCAGCCUCAAGCCUCAAGUUCUGUGCUUCUUGAGGCUUAUGGAUUGGGGGCGAUUUUUCUCCUUUUCUUUUUCUAAUAAAAAAGGCUUUUCAUUAGACAAUUCAUAAACCCUAGGAUGUGACCUUUGGUGUGGGGCAAGGGGCAAGAGGAGAGGUGGCAAUAAGAGAGAAAGCAGGAGGUCAGAGAGGGAGAACAAAGAAAAUCCCUGCAUGCAUCACCAUCACCAUCACCAUGGACUUCCUAAAUUUAAAAAAAAAAAUUCCGGAUUACAUGUCGAGACAAUGUUCAGUAAUCAUUUUCUGACAUUAUACAAUCUCUGCUCUCUCCCUUCCACUCUUCCUUCUGCCCUCCCCAAAUCACCAGGUAAUAUGAUAUAGGUUGUACAUGAAUCACCAUUACUUUGUAAAUACGGAAAGAGCUGAUAAGACUCAGAAAAAAACAACCCUCCCUCCCAAAAGGCUUUUCAUUAGACAAUUUCAUGGACCUUUAGAUGUUGCCUUUGGUGUUGGUAAGGGGAGGGGUGGCAGCCAGAGACAAACCAGGAGGGGAGGGAGGGAGAAUAGAGAAAAUCCAGUCAGACACAGGUGGGCUUGGCUUCCUGGAGAAUUAAGGGCACAAUUAUCCAGCCUCUCUCCAGGGUCCCAGGAUGCAGAAGAAUUCCUGUAGCAGGGGAGAAGCUCCUUAACUGAACAGUUUGGGGUCUGCUGCCCAGGGUCCCUUGGACUCCCUUUUUUUUUUCUUUUUUAAACCCUUACCUUCUGUUCAAUUCCAAGGCAGAAGAGUGGUAAGGGUCAGGUAAUUAGGGUUAAGUGACCUGUCCAGGUCCAGGUCACACAGCCAGGAAUUAUUAGAUUAGAUUUGAAUUUAGGAUCUCCCAUCUCCAGACCUGGCACUCUUAUCAAUAUCAAUAUUCUUUGGAUUUGAUUGUUCAAACACAUAUGACUACCUAACUCUUCUCACUUAGCCUACUUUUCUCCAUUUUGUUUGUUAAAAUAUCAAAAGAUUUUUUUUGUCAAGUGCCUACUGAAAUCCAGAUUACUGUGUCACCCCCUUGAUCAAUCAACCUAGUCACCUUACCAAAAAAAUAAAAUAAAAUUGCUUUGGUAUAUCA